Molecule: messenger RNA, 1317 nt
Organism: Penicillium cataractarum
Lineage: Eukaryota; Fungi; Ascomycota; Eurotiomycetes; Eurotiales; Aspergillaceae
Product: mannose-1-phosphate guanylyltransferase
Exons: 4
Coding region: 1-1317 (438 amino acids)
Biological process (GO): biosynthetic process
Cellular component (GO): cytoplasm
Molecular function (GO): transferase activity
Source: RefSeq, a predicted model, not a curated record
AUGCUCCAAGUGCCAGUGCGGGGAGAUCCCAACCAGUCCUCUACCAAGGCUGUGAUCUUGGUCGGAGGGCCUUCUAGAGGUACUCGUUUCCGCCCAUUGUCGCUCGAUGUGCCCAAGCCCCUGUUCGAAGUCGCCGGCCACCCCAUCAUCAACCACUGCCUGAAGGCGGUCGCCAAGGUCAACGAUGUGCGCGAGGUUAUUCUGAUCGGAUACUAUGACGAGACUGUCUUCCGGGACUUUAUCAAGGAUGCUUCCAAGGAGUUCCCCCAGUUCCGCAUCCAGUACCUGCGGGAGUACACAGCGUUGGGCACCGCAGGUGGUUUGUACCACUUCCGUGAUGCGAUCCUCAAGAGCAAGCCUGAGCGCCUGCUCGUGCUGAACGCCGAUGUCUGCUGCUCGUUCCCUCUGGGUGAGAUGCUGCGCUUGUUCGAGGAGAAGGAUGCAGAGGCCGUGAUCCUGGGUACUCGGGUAACCAACGAGGCUGCCUCCAACUUUGGCUGCAUCGUGUCCGAUUCCCACACCAAGCGUGUUCUGCACUACGUCGAGAAGCCCGAGUCCCACAUCUCCAACCUGAUCAACUGCGGUGUCUACCUGUUCGCCACCGAGUGCAUCUUCCCCGCCAUUCGCAGUGCCAUUAAGCGCCGCACCACCCGCCCCCGCCUCCUCUCCUACCCCUCCUCCGAUAACCUCGAGUCCUCUUUUGUCGCCGGAGACGAUGAGGACGGCGAGAAGAGCGAGGUCCUCCGCCUCGAGCAGGACAUCCUCUCCGAUCUGGCCGACAGCAACCGCUUCUUCGUUCACGAAACUAAGGACUUCUGGCGACAGAUCAAGACUGCUGGCUCUGCCGUGCCCGCCAACGCCCUCUACCUGCAGAAGGCCUUCCAGGCCCAGUCUGAGGAGCUCACCCCUCCCUCCGCUACCAUCGUGCCCCCAGUUUACAUCCACCCCACCGCUACCGUCGACCCCACCGCCAAGCUUGGCCCCAACGUCUCAAUUGGCGCCCGUGUUGUGGUCGGUGCUGGUGCCCGUGUCAAGGAUUCCAUUGUCCUGGAGGACUCUGAGAUCCGCCACGAUGCUUGCGUGAUGCACUCCAUUAUUGGUUGGAGUAGCCGCGUCGGUGCCUGGGCUCGUGUUGAGGGUACUCCCAUUCCCAUCGGCAGCCACUCUACCAGCAUCAUCAAGCAGGGCGUCAAGGUGCAGAGCAUCACUAUUCUCGGCAAGGAGUGCGGCGUCGGUGACGAGGUCCGCGUGCAGAACUGUGUCUGCUUGCCGUACAAGGAGCUCAAGCGGGACGUCGCCAACGAGGUCAUCAUGUAA